GAGGAGGAGACACAGAAUGCUUCCUCCCGUCCCUUUUUAUUUUCAAUUUUGUUCUGAAUUAUUUCUCGAGAGCGAAAUCCCCCUCCUUUUUUUCCCCGCCACGAUGCUCUGUUGAUCGCAAUCGGCAGUCCUUCGAUGUCCCUUGUGGUUUUGCGGGCCUCCAUUACCGGGACUCUGGCGGAUGAGUUUCCUGCUUGACGGCCGGACUGUUGCUCUUGCCCCGGCCUCUUCCUUUUGAGCGAUCCCUCCGCGCGGGUGGUCGAGGAAUCUAGGUUUCCCUUAGCUGACCCGUGAAUUGCCGUUCGGGAAUUGGGGAAUCCAGGAGACUGGUAUGUGAAUUCGGGUGCGUUGCGGGGAAGGCCUGAUGGAGCAAGGACUCCAGCAGGCGGAUUUCACGGGGAAGAAGCUCACCGCUAGGCAGCUGGACUUCACCGGUAUCUGUAGCACCUCCACGGCCGUGUCUGAACCUCUGGCUCGCUCUCUUAGCGUCUUGAAGCCCGAAUCACCAAGGUCUUCAAGACCUCCUCGUUCUAUUUUUGAUUCAAAAGAUGGUACUCCAAAGAAAGCAAAGCAAUGCAACUGCAAACAUUCAAAGUGCUUAAAAUUGUAUUGUGAAUGCUUCGCAGCAGGAAUAUAUUGUGAUGGUUGCAACUGUGUGAACUGUUGCAACAAUGCUGAGAAUGAGGCUGUUAGGCAUGAUGCUGUUGAAGCAACUCUAGAGCGUAACCCAAAUGCAUUUCGGCCAAAAAUUGCUAGCAGCCCUAUUGCAUUGAGAGACAAUCGGGAAGAAACAGGUGAACUGCCUCUGGUAGGAAAACAUAACAAAGGCUGCCAUUGCAAAAAGUCAGGAUGUCUCAAGAAGUACUGCGAGUGCUUCCAAGCUGGUGUUUUGUGCUCUGAAAACUGCAAAUGUAUGGACUGCAAGAACUUUGAAGGCAGUGAUGAGAGAAGGGCUCUCUGUCAUUCUGAUCCAAAUGUGGCCUUGAGUUACAUCCAGCAAGCUGCUAAUGCUGCCAUUACUGGAGCUAUUGGGUCCUCAGGUUUUGCUUCCCCUCCACUGAACAAGAAGAGGAGAAACCAAGAAACGUUCUAUAGCAUGGCACUUAAGGAUCCUUCUAAUCAAAGGCUUGCUCAAUUUCCUCAGCUAAAUCAACUUAAGGCAUCACACUCAACUACUUCGUCUUCCAUAUCUUCUUUACCUGCUGCUCGUGCUGCUGCUCCUGUAGCAUUGGGUUCCUCAAGAUAUGCUUACAGGUCCUUGUUAGCGGAUGUCGUCCAGCCAGAGGAUGUGAAGGAAUUCUGCAAACUCUUGGUAGUAGUUUCAGGAGAAGCUGCUAAAACAUUCACAGGAAGACAUGGCGAAAAGGAAAGGAAGACAGAGGUAGAUGGUCAGUCUGAAAAAUCCCAGGAGCUGGCUGCAGGAGCACAUAGUGAUUCUUUCAAAACGGCAGAGGGUUCAAAUGCAAGUCAACCAGAUAAGAGUGGUGGAAAUGAGUCGGGCCUGGAAGAUGCCGAGACACAAAAAAGCAGGCCUAUGUCACCAGGAACUCUCGCACUCAUGUGUGAUGAGCAAGACACCAUGUUCAUGGCUGCAGCAUCGCCAUCUGCAGUGCCAGGUCUUGGAAGCAGGAUGGCACCACGAUUGCCAAGCAGUGAUAGGCCAUCAGAACUUUACGCAGAGCAGGAAAGGCGUGUGCUAACUGAGUUCCGAGACUGCCUGCAGAAGCUCAUAACAGUUGGAAGGAUGAGAGAAACACAGUAUUCUAUGCAAUUAGAGAAGGCAGAGCCUCGUCUAAAUCAACAAGAAAUGGGUGGGAGUGUGGCAGCAAGAGCUGCAGUAUCAGCUAGUGCUGAACUUUCCCAAACAGAGAAUCCAGUACCUCCAGCGGUUCCGGCAAGCGCAGUGUAUGGUAAUGGUUUGCCCUUGAAGAUUUCUGCCGAAAAUGGUGAAAAACAUUUAAAGCAGGCUCUAACGCAGUAUAAGCAAAUGUUGUCCACCAUUGAUGCCCUUGUUUUGGGGCCAAUUUUUUCCUUAUCAUUAUUAAUGUAUUUAUAUGUUCUUUCAAAUUCUAUGGCUCAAUCUUUGCCUUCCAUGCCUGAUUUUUACAAAUAAACAAUAGAACGCUAGGGGCCCUUUGAAGUUGGUUUUGUUAAUCUUAUAAGAUGCAGAAUCGUAUUUAGAGAACUCAGUGAUUAUCAGGCACGUGGGAUUGGGGUCACAGCGAGAUGCAGAAUGUGCUUUGUAUGUAAAUCCGUUGUGUAAAUGCUCCAGUUUGCGUCCACCCAUAACCAGAUUCUGCAGUCGCCGAACACAGGUUGGAAUUCAUGGAAGAUCUACAAGUUACUUUGGUGUAGGUGGUGUAUGAUUUGAGAGUGGAGAAUU
Nymphaea colorata (pocket water lily) is the source of this 2383-nucleotide messenger RNA. RefSeq names its product protein tesmin/TSO1-like CXC 5. The coding region runs from base 365 to 2113 and encodes 582 amino acids. Gene Ontology annotation, cellular component: nucleus. Gene Ontology annotation, biological process: regulation of DNA-templated transcription. NCBI's taxonomy places the organism in Eukaryota, Viridiplantae, Streptophyta, Magnoliopsida, Nymphaeales, Nymphaeaceae. The transcript is spliced from 9 exons. The record is from RefSeq and is a predicted model, not a curated record.